GUCAAUAAGUGUGUUUGGCUUACAAGCCAUGCAAGCUUAGCCUAGGAUCUGAAGAGGCUGUUUCGGCGAUUAACUGCGAUAAAGGAGACAUAUAUUGAUUGAAGGAACCUAAUCUCAACAUGAUGACCGCAGGAUAGUGUGCCAUCAUGACGACUCUUGAUGAUAAGCUUCUUGGGGAGAAGCUGCAGUAUUACUACAGCAGCAGUGAGGGUGAAGAGAGCGACCAUGAGGAAGAAGAGAGCGCAUCUAAAACCAUCCGCGACCAGGAGGUGCUGGAUGUGGAACUCAGCUACAGUGCAGAUGGCAGUUCGGUCAACACUGGGCCGAAGGGAGUGAUCAAUGACUGGCGUAAAUACAAGCAGCUGGAGAACGAGCAGCGCGUGGAGCAGCAGAAAGAGAUGGAGCGACUCAUCAAGAAACUCAGCAUGACCUGCAAGUCACACCAAGAGGAAGAAGCCGACAGACAGAAACAGAAAGAGCUGCAGGAUAAGAUCGCAGGCAAAAUGAACCUCCGUGUGGAUGAAGAAGAGGAGGAGGAGGAGGAUGAUGACGAUGAUGAAGCCUUCCUCCAGCAGUAUCGUCUGCAGCGCAUGGAGGAGAUGCGACGACAGCUGUGUGGAGGGCGGCGCUUCGAAAAGGUGAUUGACAUCUCCUCAGGGGAGGAGUUCCUGCGUGCCAUUGACGAGGAGGGCAAGAACACUCUGGUGCUGGUCCACAUCUAUGAGCCAGAGGUGCCCGCCUGCCAGGCCAUGGAUGGAAGUCUGCUCUGCCUCGCACUGCAGUACCCAAUGGUGAAGUUCUGUCGUGUCCAGGGCUCUGCGGUCGGCACCAGCGCUCUUUUCCGCAGUUCAGCUUUGCCGGCUCUGCUGUUGUACCGCGGCGGUGAACUGGUGGGGAAUCUGGUGCGUGUCUCCGAUCAGCUCGGAGAUGAUUUCUACGCCACAGACGUUGAAGCUCUGCUGCAGGAAUACGGGCUUCUUCCAGAGAAAUACAUUCAGCCAAACACACACUCGUCUAUACGCAAUGCCGCUGUCACUCACCCUAACGAGUCAGACAGCGACCUGGAUAUAGACUAAAUGCGUAAUGUCUGUAUACAAACACAUAGAUCCAGAAGAAUAUACACUCUUGUAUAUGUUCACACAGUGAUUGAGACCCAAUACAGUGAACAAAAGCAUAAACAACGGAACAAUGUGAGCUACACUACUGUCAAUACACCAUUCACCGAUUACUGGACCAAUACAGUAGAUAUCAUUAGAUGCAUUCAUGUGUGUGUCAUUUCCGACACUUCCAGAAUCUGGAGUGUUUCUUUAUGCAAAGAAAAAUGCAAAACCCUUCAGAGCACCCUGCAUUGAUGUUUCACUAUUUAUUAUAGUUUUAGAUUUAUAUGUUUGUUUAUUUGUGUGUUUUUGGACAUCUUGGUUUGCUUUACCCCUCUGUUAGUUUUAUACAUUUUGUAAACCUAUCCAUCAAGACAAAUGCAAAAAUAAAAACAAAUGAUUCAGAUUU
Carassius auratus (goldfish) is the source of this 1506-nucleotide messenger RNA. Its product is annotated as phosducin-like protein. Gene Ontology annotation, cellular component: cytoplasm. Gene Ontology annotation, biological process: regulation of G protein-coupled receptor signaling pathway; heterotrimeric G-protein complex assembly. The transcript has 6 exons. Lineage: Eukaryota; Metazoa; Chordata; Actinopteri; Cypriniformes; Cyprinidae. The record is from RefSeq and is a predicted model, not a curated record. Bases 147 to 1076 code for a protein of 309 amino acids.